This is a messenger RNA of Priapulus caudatus, 810 nucleotides long. Its product is annotated as putative integrase/recombinase y4qK. Gene Ontology annotation, molecular function: DNA binding. The transcript has a single exon. The record is from RefSeq and is a predicted model, not a curated record. Gene Ontology annotation, biological process: DNA recombination; DNA integration. NCBI's taxonomy places the organism in Eukaryota, Metazoa, Priapulida, Priapulimorpha, Priapulimorphida, Priapulidae. Bases 1 to 810 code for a protein of 269 amino acids.
AUGUAUUCACGUAGUCUCAGGCGGUUGACUGAGUUUUUCGAUGUCUGCCCGGAUACGAUAACCACUGAACAGUUAAAGCAAUACUUUCUAGCACUGGUUGAAUCUCAUUCCUGGAGUUCGGUCAAGAUUGACCGUAAUGCUUUCCAGUUCUUUUACCGGCAUGUGCUGAAUCGACAGUGGCAAUGGGUCAACAUCGUUAAGCCGCCCAAAGUCCAGCCCUUGCAGGACGUAUUGUCGAUGUCUGAACUGAACGCCAUUAUCAAUGCGACCCGUAAACUCAGCUAUCAGGUUUAUUUCCUGACCACCUAUAGCCUGGGGUUGCGUUUAUCGGAAGCCUUGCAGCUUCGCAUCCCAGAUAUUGACGGCACGUUAAUGCGAGUACAUUUACGCCAAUGUAAAUUCAACAAGCAUCGUUUCGUGCCUUUGCCUCUGGCGACCCUGAAAGCUUUACGCCUCUAUUGGGCGACGCACCGACAUCCAGAACUGAUCUUUCCCGGUGGCAAGCCACCGCACUUCCGACAGGGUAAGACACUGCAUAUGGAUAAAGGCGGUGUGCAGAAGGCGAUCAAGAUCGUGGCGAAGGAAUGCGGCAUCUCGAAGAACGUGCAUAUUCAUACUUUGCGACACUCCAUUGCCACUCACCUGCUUGAGGCGGGUGUUAGCCUGCGUUCUAUCCAGGCGUUUUUAGGUCAUGCCAGUCCGGUGACGACCGCAAAGUAUACGCGCAUGACUGAACAGGCCCAGCAAAACAGCGCGUUGAUGCUCAAUGCUCUGGUCGAUCAACUGUCGAUUGACUGGGUGAAGUCAUGA